AUGGCGGUGCUUCCUCGCUUCCGCAAGAGCUCCGGGCGUCCGACCUACGGCCGGAGUCGACGGACUGUACUCAGUCAUCGCAUCCUACGCUCAUUACUGCACCUCAUUGCUUGGAUAUUCUUACUACUCGUCGUCAUUGGCAAUGUCUCCGACAAGCCCGUGCUGCGACAAACAUACUUUAUGAAAAUAGACCUCUCCGAUAUCAUUCCUCUAUCUGUACCCAACGCCGUCUUCAUCAACAGUAUUGCUCGAUCUAUUGGUCUGCACGAUUUCUACCAGGUUGGACUAUGGAAUUUCUGCGAGGGUUACAACAACGAGGGCAUCACCCACUGCUCGAAUCCUCAGACCCUGUAUUGGUUCAACCCUGUUCAGAUCAUUCUUAGCGAACUGCUAGCCGGAGCUUCCAUUGCUCUCCCGUCCGAUAUAACAGAUGCCCUCGAUCUCGCCCGGGCAGCGUCUCACUGGAUGUUCGGUCUCUUCCUUACGUCGACCGUCCUCACAUUUGUUCUCAUUUUCGCAUCUCCACUAGCUGUCUCAUCUCGCCCCCCGCAGACGAUCUCUUCCGAUCCAGGAGUCAACCGCCUUCACCCCCCGCACCGUCGGCGCACUUUUGUCUGGUGUCGCGCCAUCCCUUUUACGCUCAUUACUCUCCUGACUGCUAUUCUCACCAUCGUUGCAGCGGUUAUUGCGACUGUCAUGUUUGUCAUCUUCAAAAAUGUUUUCACCAGCGGCGACGCAUUCGAUCUUAACAUCAGAGCCGAACUGGGUAGCCGUAUGCUGGCGUUCAUGUGGAUCGCAGCGGCCUUUAACCUUCUCGCUUUCAUCGUCGAACUUGGCUCCUGCUGCGCUGCCUGUUGCGGUGGACGCAAGGCUCGUAAGGCGCUCAAACAUCACCCAGAAGCCUCCACUGGAACAGCUACCGGUAGCGCCACACCCGAGACGCGCGAAAAAAGCAGUUCGCACUCGCGCAGUCCAGCAACAUCAGAGCAUCGAUAA
Messenger RNA from Aspergillus mulundensis, 996 nucleotides. Its product is annotated as SUR7/PalI family protein. The record is from RefSeq and is a predicted model, not a curated record. The transcript has 2 exons. The coding region runs from base 1 to 996 and encodes 331 amino acids. Gene Ontology annotation, cellular component: cell cortex of cell tip; plasma membrane. Gene Ontology annotation, biological process: fungal-type cell wall organization. NCBI's taxonomy places the organism in Eukaryota, Fungi, Ascomycota, Eurotiomycetes, Eurotiales, Aspergillaceae.